AAUCACCCAGGCCCAGGUCCAAUGUAAUUAUGUAUAGUUAACUGUACCGGGUCGGCAUUCUAUGCAGUAAAACCUCGGCAUACCUAUUCACCAGCCCUACCAGUCACACGCGAUGCAUACAACUUCUGUCAGCCUGGCUGUGUUGCCAACCGUUGUCUCCACUUUCUUCAAACACUAUUUGAACCAUAAGCCGUUACGGCAACGGCCGACAGCGCUUCUAUCCUAUGAUGAGGGCCUUCACCUGGUCCGGACUUUCCUGGCCUUCGCCUCUACGAGAACGGUAGAGGAGGUCCAGGCCUUCACCUCUCAAUGGGUUCCCCACCCCCAUUGGGUCAAAGUUGAGGAGGCUACGGUCCCCGAGGUGAAAUUAGCGGAGGCUGCCAACUUGCUCCGGGAGCAGCUGGGCCCCGAGGGUAUUCGCAAGGUUGGGGGGAAACAGUGGUGGCAAUGGCGCAAAUCAGCCCUCAAGGCAGAAUGGAUUGAGAUGAGGGCCGAGUACAACGAGCGGAAGAAGAAGGCCGAUCCGGGAAAUCGGGUCAUGUUCUACGUCCAUGGCGGCGGGUAUUUCUUUGGAAGCGUCGACGAGCACCGCUAUCAGAUGCAACGACAUGCGCGGAAGCUCAAGGCGAGGGUAUUCGCGCCGAGAUACCGACUGGCCCCCCAGUUCCCCUUCCCAUGCGGCCUACAGGACUGCCUGGCAGCCUAUUUACACCUACUGACCUACCAGGAGCCCCAAAAUAUCAUCCUGGCAGGCGAUUCUGCUGGUGGUGGCAUGGUAGUGUCGAUGCUGGUCACCAUGCGGGAUCAAGGGAUACCAUUGCCAGCUGGCGCCAUCCUCAUCAGCCCAUGGGCAGACCUCACCCACUCGUUCCCCAGCGUUGCCGGAGAGUGCCCAUUGGACUAUCUUCCGCCGGGUGGCUUCCACCACAAACCAUCCGAGGCAUGGCCACCGCCGGAUGAGGAGGAACUCGAGCAGCUGAAGAAGCUGGUCAUCGAACAGAAGACAAAGGACCAGGCCAGUGUGAAUAGCUCGGAUACCAGCAGUGGCGUCCCCGGAUCUGCGAGGUCGAAAAACGGCAAGGCCAGCGAUGGCACUCCUACAGUUGAGGACAUUGCUCAAAAGACACAUCGCCUGUCGCUUGUUAUUGACGGCAAGCCGGUCGAGGUAAAAGAGCAAAUCCAGAUGUACACUACCAAUGAGCUUCUGGCGCACCCUCUCGUCAGCCCUGUGAUGCAGCCAACUCUGGGAGGCCUGCCGCCUGUCUUGGUUGUUGUUGGAGGUGGUGAGAUGCUCCGCGACGAACAGAUCUAUCUCGCCCAUAAGUUUGCCGACCCAAAGAAAUAUGUCCCGCCCGAAGCGCAGCUGGAUGACAUCGCUCGAGCCCAAAUCAAACGCUAUAAGCCGACAGACGUUAAGCUCGAGGUCUGGGACGACCUCUGCCACGUUGCUACAACAUUGAGCUUCACACAGCCAGCGAAAUAUAUCUACCGUAGUAUUGCCCAGUUCGGCGCUUUUCUGCUCGCAAGGGCCCAGAGAACCGAAGUCGACAUACCGUUCGAUGAUGAUAUUUCUGUCAUAUCCGGAUCUGGCUCUGAUUCGUCGGAUGCCGACGAACAGCCUGUGCCGAAUGAUCUCAGGCCCGAGGGGUCUGUUGGAAAGGCCGGAGAUCCUCUCCCGCCAUUCAUAAACCAUAUGAUUAGGCACAGGGUGACCAGACAUGGUGACGUAUUCCCCCUUGGCCCGGCUUGCGACCUGCCCGGCUGCUCCUUGGACCGUGACCUUGUCGGCGUCAUCAAGGUUGGCCCAGUGAAGAAGUGGAUGGAACAGAAGCAGCACUGGGAAACCCGGUUCUACCGGCACAAAGUCCGGGUCCACCAGAAGCGGCUGGAAGACAUGGUACGCGGCUUCGAGGGGUUUGGCGACGGAGAACUACCGCCCCCAAGCGCACUUGCCGGCAGGAGAAAGGCUGGAGCGGAUUUGGGGGAGAAGAAGAGGACUCGUAGCCUAGGCCUGGCGUUAUGGUCACUUUGGGGAUCUAAACACGACGAGAAGACGGUAGAGAGAGAGCGGCAGGCUGGCAAGGAAGCUGAGACCAGGGUCGCUACGCCGGCCGAGGGGAAAGAAGAAGCCAAGCCCGUGAAUGACGAUGGAAAGCUAAAGCCAUCAACUGAGUCUGGCGAGGCCGUGGACAAUCCUCCUGUGCUGACCCGUCAGGCUCUCAACCAGGACGCUAUUGGGGAGUCAUCACCGGGCAAAGGCCUCCUGGAUCCGAGUUCCGCUACAGGGGUGACAGGAAAACGGCCCAAAAUCGGGGGUAUCGCCAUGCCUUUCAGUCUGGGCAAGGAGGCAGACACAGCAAGCAUGAUAACGCUCAAUUCGACAACUAGUCCUUCGAGGCAGCCUAGCCCGAGGCCGAAGAGCCCUGCUACGGGGACCGACAGGUUGGCCAGCAGUCCCAAUCAGCCCCAGCUACCGCCUGUUGGGACUCCACAGGAGGAGGGUGGAGCUCCUGUGGGGGAGAGACCGGGCCUGGAGACCUUCACGACGGCGGCCGAGGAGCUCCCCAAGGCAAACAGAGAUUGAGGGCUGGUGGUAUAUUCCUCAUUCAUGGUUAGUAUUCGUGGUUGAAAUCGAGGAGCGUAUGAAUAUAUAGUUUGCCCGGCUUUUACAGAUGAUGUACAAGAUGUAGAUAUACACACAGUCGUUUCACAACCAACCAAUAUACCCCCAAGUUUUCUG
This is a messenger RNA of Phialemonium atrogriseum, 2740 nucleotides long. RefSeq names its product Alpha/Beta hydrolase protein. Bases 113 to 2584 code for a protein of 823 amino acids. The record is from RefSeq and is a predicted model, not a curated record. NCBI's taxonomy places the organism in Eukaryota, Fungi, Ascomycota, Sordariomycetes, Cephalothecales, Cephalothecaceae. The transcript has 4 exons. Gene Ontology annotation, molecular function: lipase activity.